CGGAUGCGGGGCGGGGGCGGGCCCCGCGCACGCGCAGUGCGGGGGGGGGGGAGCGCUCCCGCCAUGUCGCAACGCUACGGGGACCGCGAUCGCGAUAGGGAGCACGACAGGGAGCGGGAGCUGCAGUGGUCGGCCCGCAGGAUGGGUACGUCGCUGCUGCUGCAGCUGUCGGCGCACGAGCGAGAGCUGGACCUCGUGUGCCUCGACCACAGCUACGCCAAGCCCUGGAGCGCGCACCCCGAUGCCAGCGCGGCCCGGCCCGCCCGACUGCUCUUCAUCACACCCCGCAGGCACCUCGGCACCGCCCCGGAGGCCGACAUGCCAAUCGACGUGGAGACAGUGACGCCUACCCCGGUGCCCCUGUACGACAACCAGAAGGCCCGGAGUGUGAUGAACGAGUGCGAGAGGCACGUCAUGUUCGCACGCACUGAUGCUGAUGCACCUCCACCCCCUGAUGACUGGGAAGAGCACGUCAACAGGACAGGGUGGACCAUGGCCCAGAACAAGCUGUUUAACAAGAUCCACAAAGCGCUGCAGUCGGACAGGUUGGCUCGCCUGGCCAAUGAGGGGGCUUGCAAUGAGCCUGUCCUGAGGAGGAUAGCGGUGGAUAAAUGUGCCCGGAGGGUGCGCCAGGCCCUGGCCAGUGUGAACUGGGACACCAAACUUAUCCAGUGGCUCCACACGACACUGGUGGAGACCCUCAGCCUGCCCGUGCUGGCCGCAUACCUGGAUGCUCUGCAGACCCUGAAAGGAAAGAUCCCCACGCUGAUCGACAGGAUGCUGCUCUCUUCCACGGCCAAGACAGGAGCAGCUGGGGCUGAGGCUCUGUCCCUGCUGCUCAAGAGGCCUUGGGACCCAGCAGUGGGUGUCCUGUCCCAUAAUAAACCAAGCAAGUUGCCUGGUUCCCCUCUCAUCCUCAUCGCUUCCUCUGGCCCUGCCAACUCCAUGUUCCCUGCUUCCCGACGGCACCGCUUCUGGCAGUCACAGCUCUCCUGCCUGGGAAAGGUGAUUCCCAUUGCCACCUCCCUGCUGAACAAUGGCAGUGGGGUAGGAGUGCUGCAGUGUCUGGAGCACAUGAUUGGGGCUGUGAGGGGCAAAGUGGCAGAGAUUCACAACCACUUCUCUCACAAGCAGAUCAUCCUGAUCGGGUGGAACACGGGUGCCUUGGUGGCCUGUCACGUUUCAGUGAUGGAAUAUGUCACUGCCGUUGUGUGCCUUGGAUUCCCACUGCUCACCGUGGAUGGCCCCAGAGGGGAUGUUGAUGACCCCCUCCUGGAGAUGAAGACCCCCGUCCUCUUCGUCAUUGGGCAGAAUUCCCUGCAGUGCAACAUCGAAGCCAUGGAGGAUUUCCGGGAGAAAAUCCGGGCAGACAACAGCAUGGUGGUGGUGGGGGGAGCAGAUGACAACCUCAGGAUAAGCAAAGCCAAAAAGAAGUCAGAAGGCCUGACCCAGAGCAUGGUGGACAGGUGCAUCCAGGAUGAGAUAGCUGACUUCCUGACUGGAGUGCUGACCCGAGCCGAGAGCCACUCGGGCUCCGACCCCCGGGACCUGGAUGCUGAGAAGAAGAAAAAGCCCCGUGACUCCACCAGGAGGGAUCUAUCCUUUGACUUGCCAGAAAGGAACAGCAGACCUACCUCCCCCGCAGCCAAAGUGCCAGCCUCGCCCUCAGGAUCAGAGCAGGACUUAUCCAGCGUCUCCAGCAGCCCCACUUCCAGCCCCAAGACCAAAGUGGCCACCGUGUCCCUCCAGAAGCCCCCCCCGGUGGGCACCACACAGCUCCUCAAGAGGCAGGUGCCGAGGGCAGACACAGUCCUGACACACAAGCAGGCACAAGCUCAGUUUGCUGCUUUUCUGAAACAAAACAUGCUGGUGAGGAAAGCUCUUCCUCCUGGCACCUCUUCAUGUCUCUUUGUUCCGGUGCCAGAGCCCUCGGAAGGGGCUGAGAAAGAUGAUGUGCGUUUGCAGCUGAAGAGGCACCAGCCCCCCAGCCCGACCCAGUGCUCCAAAUCCUCCAAACGAGCCAAAAUCAAGGUGACCAUUGUCUCCCACGGGGAUGCUGCUGCCAUGGGCACCGGAGCAGCCCUCACCACCCAGGCAGAAAUUGUCUCCGGAAAGCCGGUGCCCAUGGCCGUGUCUGGAGCAAAGGAGCUCUCGGGGCUGCUCUCCACCCCCAGGCUGAGUUCAGCAGCAGAGGCAUCACUAAGCCCCGCUCCAACUGGAAUUCCCAGUAGCACAGCUCCCAGUGCAUUCCAUGCCCUGCAGAGCAGGCUGGUGGCCAGCAGCACCCACGGCCUGCAGGCCCAGCCAACCAGUGCCCUCCAAGGAGCAGCAUCUGCCAGCAGCCUGCUCCAAGGGCUGAGCUUCAGCCUGCAGGACAUUGGGACCAAGGCAUCCACCCUCCCUGCCAGCAUGGCUGCUGGGCCACCUGUGCAGAGCUCAGCUGUGAAGGCUCCCACAGCCCUACAGAGCCUCAGUGCCAUCACCACAGACACGGGCACCAUCGUCCGCACCAUCCCUGUGCCCACCUCCCUGGCCCUGGGGGCCUCAGCCAGUGGGAAGCCCUCGGCCAUCCACCAGCUGCUGACCAAUGGGGGGCUGGCCAAGCUGGCCAGCAGCCUGCCAGGGCUGGCCCAGAUCUCCAACCAGGCAGCAGGCCUGAAGGCACCCACGACCAUCACUGUGACCCUGCGAGGGCAGCCCGGCCGUGUGAGCACCCUGAACCAGGCGGCCAUGGGGAUGAUCCAGCCCCAGCUGGAGGAGCAGCCCAUGCAGACACAGGGCCCUCAGCUGGGCCUUUGCAGGAAGCUGGAAGCCAUUUCAACUGGUCAUGGAUUUCAACUGUGCCUGGAGCAUCUGAGCUGCACUUUGAGGGGGUAGCUUUCCUUCCCCCUAGGCAUCAAAC
Pipra filicauda (Wire-tailed manakin) is the source of this 2902-nucleotide messenger RNA. It is a transcript of the gene KANSL3, whose product is annotated as KAT8 regulatory NSL complex subunit 3. The transcript has 21 exons. The coding region runs from base 4 to 2877 and encodes 957 amino acids. Gene Ontology annotation, biological process: positive regulation of transcription by RNA polymerase II. Gene Ontology annotation, cellular component: NSL complex. The record is from RefSeq and is a predicted model, not a curated record. Lineage: Eukaryota; Metazoa; Chordata; Aves; Passeriformes; Pipridae.